Molecule: messenger RNA, 291 nt
Organism: Loa loa (African eye worm)
Lineage: Eukaryota; Metazoa; Nematoda; Chromadorea; Rhabditida; Onchocercidae
Exons: 2
Coding region: 1-291 (96 amino acids)
Source: RefSeq, a predicted model, not a curated record
AUGCCAACUGCACCAACUUCUUAUCUCCCCCAACUAUCCAUACCCAUUUUUAAUGGCGAUCCGCGACUGCGGAGAGAAUUCUGGAGCAGCUUUAAUGCUGCCGUGCAUUCACAAACCAUCCAUAAGAAUAUUGCACAUUGUUUACAAUUCUCCAUUGAUUUGAAGAUAUCUGUUGAAAAUCCUUCCCACUUAAUCUUUUCUUAUCGAGCACUUUACAAAAGUGUGAGGAAAGCUUUAGUACAUACCGUACGGGUGAUAUUACUACACUUGAGGGUCGGCAUCCUUACAUGA